AUGGAGCAAUCAGCUCAAAACCCCAUGCAGGGUUUACCCCAUGGGAACACCGCACUGCCUGCAGAAUACUGGAGCACUCUUGAUGCCGCCUAUCCCGAUCCUGAACAACACCUUCAGCAUUCAUCCCAACCUCAACCUCAACAUCAACCUCAACAACAACACGAUUCUGCAUCUCAGCCAACACCCCUUGGUAUUGGAUGGGACCAUCCUGUUUUUCAACAGCAACAAAGAGAGCUUGCACCGCGACCGGAACCAAACCAUGGCAUCUACUCGUCAAUUCAUCAGCCUUGGCAGCAAACAAACCCUCUGCAACAGCCACCGCAACGAGGGUAUGGAGCUUCGCCCCAGUUUCAGAUUCACCCGCAAGCUCCUCAAUAUCAACCAAGACAGAUGCAAUUUGACUCUCGCUCUUUAAGUGCAUCCGAUACCUCGCCAUUCCCAUCGUUUUCCUACCAGGCAAAUUACUUCCAUCCACAACACCAACACAUGCCGGUUCCAGAGACUUUCCCCGAAGCCCCCACGCAACAAGGCUUGCAGCAACGGACCCAGCAACAACCGCAGGCUUCAAUCUCUCCGUACCCUCUACCUCAAGGCUAUUCUGCAGAAAUGCUGCAAAACACGAUCGAUUUGACCAAUGACUAUCCUGAUUCAGAUCCCAGUGUCACGAUCAACCCCCAGUUCUUAAACUCCACACCGCAGACUUUCAACCCACAGCAAUCUUCCUUGGCAAACACCUUUAUCCAGGGAAUUCCUUCAGACUUCCAAAGACCAGGCACUGAACAGCUAUUCAAUUACUACCAGCAUGACCUCUCAGUACAACCACAAGCAACACCAACUGGCCAUCGAACAUUAUCAUCUACAGGUCUAAUGAUCCCGCAAGUUGUGAUACAGACUCAAAAAGUUGCCCCUAAAAAGCAACAAAUGAAGAAGAUCGGCCCGAAGAAAACUACAUCCAAAUCAGAAAGUGAAAGUUCGGACGAAUCUGAUCUUGAAAUUGAAGUGCCUGACGAACCGUCUCCUAUCCCUCCGACCCGUCCGACUGAACCUGAGGCUGCGGCUCACUAUGAUACUCUGCAAGCUGUUUGGUCACCAAGAAAUAAAUGGCCUGGUCCUGAGAAGGUAAAGAAUGCAAUGGUAGCUUACAAAGAUGUUGUCAAGGCAUUGAGAGAUGCCUGGAAGGAGCAAGUUCAAGCGAUGAAACUGGCCGAAAAUGAGGGCGACAGCAACAAGGAGGCAAAGCUCAAAGAGAAAGUCAUCUUACAACGUCGCACCAUGGACAAAAUUGCGACCACAACUUUGGAAAUGGGCCAUCCCAAUAUCGUUGAGAAGUAUGUUCCCCCUCCCCAGCCCUAUAGUCCCCCCCCUUUGCCAUAUGGCGAUGAUGGCGAUACAAAGCCUGAAGCUAUGGAGAACACGCUGGGAGAGCAUCCUAUGGUUGUGGCAGCCCUAUAUUCUUUCUUGGUCGACCGUUUCCAGGCUGCUGAUUUCGCCGGCACACUGACAAUUAAUCUGCUGAAGCUGUUCUCGCAUUUCUCGACAUUGACAGAGGAUAUGAUGCAAAAGACCAAUCUUUCCAAGUUGCUGCCUAAGUUUCUCAAAAAAGGUGGACAGCAGGUCAAGGAUCUUACCCAGAAGAUUCUAGACAAUGCCGCAGCCUCUACGAAGCGCAAGCAGGAGAAUGAAAAGUCGGUCAAAGAAGAGCCUCUUGUAAAGGGUCCUUCAGCAACUCAGCCCAAGGGAGAUGCUGGAUUGAAGCGACCCCGUGAGGUAGAGGGUAAUCUUCAACAUGGGACCAAACGAAUGGCGGUCACCACUGCCUUAAAGGAUACGAGUAAAGUUGUACCUACAGGCAAUGGGCCGGCGAAAGGAGCCCAGGCUACUAAGCCCUCUGGUGCUGCAGCCCUGCGCCCCAAGGCUACCAUCGUGGCCCCCAAGCCAACAAGUCUCUUUGGAACUCUAAGCUCAGCGUCAAAGAGACCCGGAACCACAAAUGCGGAUAGAGCUGCCGCUGCCGCUGCCGCAAAGCCUAAUGCUGCCCCAGAAAAGGAGAAGACACCAGCUCCGAAACCAACCUUUUCUUUUGGUGAUCUCAUGGCCGACUUGAACAAACCGAAGCAAGCCCCAAGCCCUAAGCCUACCGAAGAUCAGCCACCUGAGACGGAAAUGGAACGCAAAAAGCGAUUACGCAAAGAAGAACGCCGUAAACUUCGUGUGACCUGGAAGGCAGAUGAUGCUCUUACCGAAAUUCGACUGUUCACCCAUGAUCCCGAUGAAGAAUUGGGUCCUGGCGAUGGGUCAUUGCGUGGACUAGGAGACGUUAAAGGUGAAGGUAGUGUCCUCAAGCUUCACAAAGAUUUGGACGAACUGGAAGAAGAAGAUCUCGGUGUUAUCCGCGAGACUGUAUUCCAAGAUGAUUACACUAUCUCAAUGAUCGAUUUCGGAUUCGACGAACCGAAACACGGCAGUUUCGUCAAACGCGGUGGUCCUCAGCUGCCAACGAGUCCCGAACGGGAGGCCCAAGAACAUCGGGAAUCCACUACCCUUAUGGUCUUCUAUACUUCUCCUGCCGACAUGCCUGACACACCCAAAGAGCCACCCACCCCUGAUCCCGAUGAGGUUGUUACCGACAUCGUGCCUUUCGGAGAGUUGCCUGACAGCGUUAAGGCUCGUCAAGAACGAUACUACUCCUACAUCAACCCUAAGCCUGCCGCUCCCCAACAGACGCAGCAACCUACUCCCGGGGACAGUGGGUUCGACAUCUCCAAUCUGCUUAAGAUCAUCCAGGGUGUACCUGGACAGGCGCAGGCAGUCCCACCGCCGCAAUCGACGCAACCCGCGGCAAUGCCUGAUCUCGAGAGGACGAUCAACAUGUUCCGUCAACAACCUCAGUCCCAGGCUCCCCCGCCUCCUCCGAUCCCUACAUCCCAGCCUCAAGGAAUUGACUUCAAUGCGAUCUUGAACGUCAUGAAGCACAUGCAGACGCCGCCUGCUUUCCCCCAGCAAUCGCAAUCCCCAAUGCCACCCAACCUAGGCGCCAUGUUCGCGCCAUUCGGUGCACACAAUCCGCUUGUCGGUGCGCCGUUCCAGCAGCAAGGCUACGAUUAUGAAGACGCAGAGCGCAAACGAGGCCGCGAUGGCGCUUAUUAUGACGACAACCCUAAUUCUGAAUGGAGCCGUUCCAAACGGACCAGAGUCGGCGCCAAUGACCCCAAGCCUUACAAGGUGGGACUUGUCGCCUGCAGAUUCUGGGCUGAAGGCAAAUGUCGCAAAGGCGACAACUGCACUUUCCGUCAUGACCCUCUUUAA
This is a messenger RNA of Penicillium paradoxum, 3306 nucleotides long. RefSeq lists its product as uncharacterized. Lineage: Eukaryota; Fungi; Ascomycota; Eurotiomycetes; Eurotiales; Aspergillaceae. Gene Ontology annotation, molecular function: metal ion binding. The record is from RefSeq and is a predicted model, not a curated record. Bases 1 to 3306 code for a protein of 1101 amino acids. The transcript is spliced from 10 exons.